This is a messenger RNA of Microtus oregoni (creeping vole), 2220 nucleotides long. Its product is annotated as acetylcholine receptor subunit alpha-like. Gene Ontology annotation, molecular function: transmembrane signaling receptor activity; acetylcholine-gated monoatomic cation-selective channel activity. Gene Ontology annotation, biological process: monoatomic ion transmembrane transport; nervous system process; regulation of membrane potential. NCBI's taxonomy places the organism in Eukaryota, Metazoa, Chordata, Mammalia, Rodentia, Cricetidae. The record is from RefSeq and is a predicted model, not a curated record. The transcript has 13 exons. The coding region runs from base 1 to 2004 and encodes 667 amino acids. Gene Ontology annotation, cellular component: postsynaptic membrane; synapse; neuron projection.
AUGGAUUUGUUUGUUCCUUCCACUGUUAGAAAUAGCUGUAAUCGAGAACUAGAGAUACGUAAAACGGAGUUCAAAAUGGCAGGACAGGUGCUUUGUGCCUGCUCCAGACGUGAUCAUUUAAGUAAGGUGCUCUAUAUUACGGUGGUUGCUGCGGCUUCAGGAAGAGGGUACAGUUUGGGACUGGAGACACAGCUCACUGAUUGUAAUCACUGCACUGUGGGCGAAGGGAGGAGAGCCCUGCUGACCAGCAGAGCCGAACCCCGAAUUACCCAAAUUGAGGGCCUGCUUCUUAUACCCACAACCAGCAGAGCUUUUCCUUGGCUUCGUCCUCCCUGGGGCACCGUAAUCACGUAUCCGCACCACCAAGUCUGGCUAGCGCUGGGCUCCACCAAACGGAGGACUCCAGGCUCGUGUGAUUCUCUUGGGAACCUGGGGUUCCAGGGAGCAGCACACUGCAGCUCUAACCCCGUCCCACAUGUAACCCCACACUCAGAGCUCUUAGGUGGUGGCAACGGCCACCGCCUUCGUUUUCCUCCGGGUCCUUAUGUUCUAAUCUUAAUUGCUGAUACUAACGCUCGGAUCAUGCAUUACACUCUGCAGAAUGGCCCCAGAAGCAAGCGUUACCGAGACUACAGAGUUCAAAGAGGCUUUAGUGGAGCCGGGGCCAAGGCUGCUGGCCUGGUUCUGGGCUCCGAGCAUGAGACGCGUCUGGUGGCAAAGCUAUUUAAAGACUACAGCAGUGUGGUACGGCCGGUGGAGGACCACCGGGAGAUUGUCCAGGUCACCGUGGGCCUACAGCUGAUCCAGCUCAUCAAUGUGGAUGAAGUCAAUCAGAUUGUGACCACCAACAUCCGUCUGAAACAGCAAUGGGUAGAUUGCAACUUGAAAUGGAAUCCAGACGACUACGGCGGGGUGAAAAAAAUCCACGUCCCCUCGGAAAAGAUCUGGCGGCCGGACGUCGUUCUCUAUAACAAUGCAGAUGGCGACUUUGCCAUUGUCAAAUUCACCAAGGUGCUCCUGGACUACACCGGCCACAUCACCUGGACGCCUCCAGCCAUCUACAAAAGCUACUGUGAGAUCAUUGUCACCCAUUUUCCCUUCGAUGAGCAGAACUGCAGCAUGAAGCUGGGCACCUGGACCUAUGAUGGCUCUGUAGUGGCCAUCAACCCGGAAAGUGACCAGCCAGACCUGAGUAACUUCAUGGAGAGCGGGGAGUGGGUGAUCAAGGAAGCCAGGGGCUGGAAGCACUGGGUGUUUUACUCCUGCUGCCCCAACACCCCAUACCUGGACAUCACCUACCACUUCGUCAUGCAGCGCCUGCCCCUCUACUUCAUCGUCAACGUCAUCAUUCCCUGCCUGCUCUUCUCCUUCCUAACCAGCCUGGUGUUCUACCUGCCCACAGACUCAGGGGAGAAGAUGACGCUGAGUAUCUCUGUCUUGCUGUCCCUCACUGUGUUCCUUCUGGUCAUUGUGGAGCUGAUCCCGUCCACCUCCAGUGCCGUGCCUUUGAUCGGGAAGUACAUGCUGUUCACCAUGGUGUUCGUCAUUGCAUCCAUCAUCAUCACCGUCAUUGUCAUCAAUACACACCACCGCUCGCCCAGCACACACAUCAUGCCUGAGUGGGUGCGGAAGGUUUUUAUCGACACUAUCCCAAACGUUAUGUUUUUCUCCACAAUGAAAAGACCAUCCAGAGAUAAGCAAGAGAAAAAGAUUUUUACAGAAGACAUAGACAUCUCUGACAUUUCCGGGAAGCCGGGGCCUCCACCUGUGGGCUUCCACUCUCCCCUGAUCAGGCACCCAGAGGUGAAAAGUGCCAUCGAGGGUGUUAAGUACAUCGCGGAGACCAUGAAGUUAGACCAGGAGUCCAAUAAUGCAUCAGAGGAAUGGAAGUAUGUUGCCAUGGUGAUGGACCACAUUCUCCUUGGAGUCUUUAUGCUGGUGUGUCUCAUCGGGACACUGGCUGUGUUUGCAGGUCGGCUCAUUGAGUUACAUCAGCAAGGAUGAGCAGAAGGCUGAACCUACCUCUGCCCCAGCCCCAACCAGCACUGGGAAAGAGGAAGUUCUUUAAUACUUCCACACUUACCAAACGCGCAGUGUUCUACACGUCCUAUUAAUAGUAGUGGUCUCUGUUUACAGGCUAUGGUCUUGACGUAUUUCCCCUUUGCUUCUCUUCCAACCCCAUGGGUCUUCUUAAAGAGUGAACCCUUUGUAGUAAAUAAA